UAGAAGCAGAGAGCACAACUGCAGAUCAGAAAAUCGGCUUCUCUCCACUCACUGUUUCAUCUGACUUCUGCCUAAUGCAACCACAAGGCAUCUGUAAUCAGAAGAGAAUAGAAAUAAGUGAGAGAGAAGAGAAAUAGGAAGAUGGAAAACAUAUCUAUGGAUUUAUUAUUGAAUUCAUCAGGAACGUCAGAGUGGACGAAUGGAUCAAUAUCUCAGGUCAUUCCUAAAUUCUAUCUGGCAUUACCCAUCAUCUACUCUGUAAUCUGCGCAGUUGGAUUGACUGGAAAUACUGCCGUCAUAUAUGUCAUCCUCAAGGCACCAAAAAUGAAAUCUGUCACCAACAUGUUUAUCCUGAACUUGGCUAUAGCAGAUGAACUUUUCACAUUGGUCUUACCCAUUAACAUAGUGGACUAUUUACUGUUGCAGUGGCCAUUUGGAGAAUUUAUGUGUAAACUAAUUAUUUCCAUAGAUGAGUACAAUACAUUUUCCAGCAUUUAUUUUUUAACUGUUAUGAGCAUUGACCGUUACCUUGUGGUUGUUGCAACUGUAGAAUCUAAGAAACUCUCCUUUCGUACCUACAGGGCUGCUAAGAUUGUCAGCCUGUGUGUAUGGAGUUUUGUGACCAUAAUCAUUUUGCCUUUUGUUAUUUUUGCCAAGCUUCACCAAGAACAUGACCGUUUGCAAUGUCUGUUUGUUUUUCCUCACCCAGAAGGUAUGUGGUGGCAGAUGAGUAGAAUCUACACUCUCAUUCUGGGGUUUGCCAUACCAGUGUCCACUAUCUGCAUUCUAUAUACCAUGAUGCUUUAUAAAUUGAGAAGAAUGCGGCUGAACACCAAUGCAAAAGCUUUAGAUAAAGCUAAGAAAAAAGUGACAUUCAUGGUUGCCAUCAUCUUAGCAGUAUGUUUAUUUUGCUGGACUCCUUAUCAUCUAAGCACUGUGGUGGCGUUAACCACAGACAUACCACAGACUCCAGUAGUUAUUGGGAUUUCAUUAUUCAUCACCAGCUUGAGUUACGCAAAUAGCUGCCUCAAUCCAUUCCUGUAUGCAUUUCUAGAUGACAAUUUUAGGAAAAGCUUUCGGAAAUUAGUAGAGUGCAGGUCAUCAUAAAAGACAGAAGAGUCAUUUCAGCAGAGUCUCUCCGUCAGUAAUUACCUACGAACAAUAAGUUUGAAAGUUAACUGAUUAUUAUGAUGACUCUAAAAAUGACCCAUUUAAGAUAUCAUAAGGGUUCUUUACACUCGAGAUUAUUGCAACAUUGGCUCACAUUGGUCUAAUAAAACAGCCAAAGUGUGUAAUAAGUUGUAUCAGUCAUAUGAUGAGAUAAAUCUUUGCCUAACAGAUCUUUGUGAAUGCUUUCUGGUUCACUUUGUUAUAGUAUGGAAUGUAUUUCAAAGAAGUGGCUUUGUCGUGCUUAAUACUGUAUGUACUAUGCUACUUGAGUUGCAUUAAACAGUGUAAUAUAAGAUAAGUAAUAGAGAAAAUUUGGGACAAAGGGGCUUCUUAAUUAUUGCACAAUUUAACUGAUUCUGUAUGUUGUGAUAAAAGUGUAUUGCUAAAUAGUAAUUUAUUCUCAUUAUAGAACAUGGAAAUCAUGUAGAUUGCUUGAUCAUGUAAAUACACAUUUGUUCAAGUUAUAAUUAUGUUAUGUGUGAUUUAAGGAAGACAAUACCAAAUAAAUAUUUUGAGUGCCUUGCUUGAUUAAAAUGCAGACGUUUUAUUUUAAUGUUUAUGGAUGUGUCUGUAAAAUAAAUAGCAACGGAAUAGCAAUUAUUGUACAGUAUGUGAAUUUCAUUAUGUUGUGAAAUAUAAAAAUGACUGCACUUACUAAAACUCAUAAUCCACUGUC
Messenger RNA from Pseudophryne corroboree (corroboree frog), 1846 nucleotides. It is a transcript of the gene NPBWR1, whose product is annotated as neuropeptides B and W receptor 1. The transcript is spliced from 2 exons. NCBI's taxonomy places the organism in Eukaryota, Metazoa, Chordata, Amphibia, Anura, Myobatrachidae. The record is from RefSeq and is a predicted model, not a curated record. The coding region runs from base 142 to 1107 and encodes 321 amino acids. Gene Ontology annotation, cellular component: neuron projection; plasma membrane. Gene Ontology annotation, molecular function: neuropeptide binding; neuropeptide receptor activity. Gene Ontology annotation, biological process: neuropeptide signaling pathway.